GUCUUUAGAUCCCCGCUCCUCUCACUCUAGAGAGAGAGAAGACUGCGAGGAAGCAAAUCCCCUACCGACGACGGACCUCCAAACCCUAGAACAACCGCCAUUGAAGCCCCUCCGAGCUUCUGGAGAGACCGCAUCGGAAGUCGUCUGCCUGUACUAUAGAAGUUCAUUGGCAACCGUUGUGAGGGUUUUGCUAGGGUUUUCCGUGUAGUGUUACUGAUUGAUUAGAGUCGGAGCAAUCAUGUGGAACAACAACAACAACGGAGGGCAAAUUGCUCCUCCAGGUACCGGCGGCAACAUGAUUCCGCCUCCUCCAGCUCCCCAGCCGUCCUACACCGUCCUGCCUACGCCCGAGGAGGCCGAGGCUCGCCUCGAGGAGAAGGCGCGGAAGUGGAUGCAGCUGAACUCCAAGAGGUAUGGAGAUAAGAGGAAAUUCGGCUUCGUCGAGACGCAGAAGGAGGAUAUGCCUCCCGAGCAUGUGAGGAAGAUCAUAAGGGACCAUGGGGACAUGUCGUCCAAGAAAUAUCGGCAUGACAAGCGUGUCUAUCUCGGAGCCUUAAAGUUCGUCCCUCAUGCCGUUUACAAGCUUCUCGAGAACAUGCCCAUGCCCUGGGAACAGGUCCGUGAUGUCAGGGUUCUAUACCACAUUACUGGAGCGAUUACUUUCGUAAAUGAAAUACCGUUGGUGGUCGAGCCAAUUUACUUGGCUCAGUGGGGUACGAUGUGGAUCAUGAUGCGAAGAGAGAAGAGGGACCGAAAACAUUUUAAGAGAAUGCGUUUUCCGCCAUUCGAUGAUGAGGAACCUCCUCUGGAUUAUGCUGACAAUUUGUUAGAUGUUGACCCGCUGGAAGCUAUUCAGCUGGAGUUGGAUCCUGAAGAAGACUCAGCUGUACAUACGUGGUUUUAUGAUCAUAAGCCUCUAGUGAAGACAAAGCUCAUCAAUGGUCCAAGCUACAGGAGGUGGCAUCUGUCUCUUCCGAUUAUGGCCACUCUUCACCGGCUUGCGGGGCAACUUCUUUCUGAUUUAAUAGAUCGAAACUACUUCUACUUGUUUGACAUGGAGUCCUUCUUUACUGCCAAAGCGCUAAAUAUGUGCAUUCCUGGUGGCCCCAAGUUUGAGCCGUUGUAUCGGGAUAUGGAAAAGGGUGAUGAGGACUGGAAUGAGUUCAAUGACAUAAACAAGCUCAUUAUUCGAUCUCCUCUCAGGACAGAAUACAGGAUUGCAUUCCCGCACCUGUACAACAACCGGCCGAGAAAAGUAAAGCUUUGCAUUUACCAUACUCCUAUGAUCAUGUACAUAAAGGCUGAGGAUCCUGAUUUGCCAGCCUUCUAUUAUGAUCCUCUGAUACACCCCAUCACGAGCAUAAACAAAGAGCGGCGUGUGAAGAAGGGAAAUGCUGAUGACAAGGAAGACGAGGAAGAUGAGGAUGACUUCGAAUUGCCUGAAGGUGUGGAACCAUUACUGAAAGAUACUCAACUUUACACGGACACCACGGCAGCUGGAAUAUCAUUACUCUUUGCUCCACGUCCAUUCAAUACGAGAUCUGGACGAACGCGACGAGCUGAAGAUAUUCCUCUUGUGUCGGAGUGGUACAAAGAGCACUGCCCUCCAACAUAUCCAGUCAAAGUUCGAGUCAGCUACCAGAAGUUACUGAAGUGUUUCGUAUUGAAUGAGCUUCAUCAUCGGCCUCCUAAGGCUCAGAAGAAGAAGCACUUGUUUCGCUCCCUCCAGGCAACUAAGUUUUUCCAGACCACUGAACUUGAUUGGGCUGAAGCAGGUCUACAAGUUUGUAAGCAGGGUUAUAACAUGUUGAACCUGUUGAUACAUAGGAAAAAUUUGAAUUAUCUUCACCUCGACUAUAAUUUCAAUCUGAAGCCAGUCAAGACUCUCACUACAAAGGAGCGUAAGAAGUCACGGUUUGGGAAUGCUUUUCAUCUCUGCCGUGAGAUAUUGCGAUUGACGAAGCUUGUGGUUGAUGCUAAUGUACAAUUCCGACUCGGUAACGUCGAUGCGUUCCAGUUGGCUGACGGGUUGCAGUAUACCUUUUCACAUGUUGGUCAGUUGACUGGAAUGUAUCGGUACAAGUACAGGCUUAUGAGACAGAUUAGAAUGUGCAAAGACUUGAAGCAUUUAAUCUAUUAUCGAUUUAACACUGGUCCAGUUGGGAAGGGACCUGGAUGUGGCUUUUGGGCACCUAUGUGGAGGGUCUGGUUGUUCUUUCUCCGUGGCAUAGUACCUCUUCUGGAAAGGUGGUUGGGGAACUUAUUGGCCCGUCAAUUUGAAGGCCGGCAUUCAAAAGGUGUUGCUAAGACUGUUACAAAGCAGCGAGUGGAAAGCCACUUUGAUUUGGAGCUUCGUGCUGCUGUGAUGCACGACGUACUUGAUGCCAUGCCUGAGGGCAUAAAGCAGAACAAGGCAAGAACUAUUCUGCAACAUCUCAGUGAAGCAUGGCGCUGUUGGAAAGCAAAUAUCCCUUGGAAGGUGCCUGGUCUGCCUGUUCCUAUCGAGAACAUGAUUCUUCGUUAUGUUAAAUCCAAAGCUGAUUGGUGGACAAAUGUUGCUCACUACAACCGUGAACGUAUUAGAAGAGGUGCAACUGUUGAUAAGACAGUUUGUAGGAAGAACCUUGGAAGGUUAACUCGACUCUGGCUAAAGGCAGAACAGGAGCGUCAGCACAAUUAUCUGAAAGAUGGUCCUUAUGUCACCCCGGAAGAAGCUGUUGCAAUUUAUACUACUACAGUGCACUGGCUGGAGUCGAGGAAAUUUUCCCCCAUCCCUUUCCCUCCUCUGUCGUACAAGCAUGACACGAAGCUUCUUAUUUUAGCCCUUGAGAGGUUGAAGGAGUCUUACAGUGUAGCUGUAAGAUUGAAUCAGUUACAGAGGGAAGAGUUGGGUCUCAUUGAGCAAGCAUAUGACAAUCCUCAUGAAGCUCUCUCACGAAUCAAGCGUCAUUUGCUCACUCAGCGUGCCUUUAAAGAAGUUGGGAUUGAGUUCAUGGAUUUGUAUAGUUAUCUAAUUCCAGUAUAUGAGAUUGAGCCUCUUGAGAAAAUCACCGAUGCAUAUCUUGAUCAAUACUUGUGGUAUGAAGGCGACAAGCGCCACCUUUUCCCGAACUGGAUUAAGCCUGCUGAUUCAGAGCCACCUCCGCUCCUCGUAUAUAAAUGGUGUCAGGGUAUAAACAACUUGCAAGGCAUCUGGGAUACCAGUGACGGACAGUGUGUUGUGAUGCUCCAAACAAAGUUUGAGAAAUUCUUCGAGAAGAUAGACUUGACUAUGUUGAACAGGCUUCUUCGUUUAGUUCUGGAUCACAACAUCGCCGAUUAUGUGACUGCAAAGAACAAUGUCGUGCUUUCAUACAAGGACAUGAGCCACACGAACUCAUAUGGUCUUAUAAGGGGUCUUCAGUUUGCUUCUUUUGUGGUACAGUACUAUGGACUUGUACUGGAUCUGUUGCUUCUCGGAUUGACUCGGGCCAGUGAAAUUGCGGGUCCACCUCAAAAGCCUAAUGAGUUCAUCACGUACUGGGACUCAAAAGUUGAGACCCGGCAUCCGAUAAGGCUGUAUUCCCGAUAUAUUGAUAGGGUUCAUAUAUUGUUCCGAUUCACUCAUGAGGAGGCUCGGGACCUUAUCCAACGAUAUCUUACUGAGCAUCCUGAUCCGAACAAUGAAAACAUGGUGGGAUACAACAAUAAGAAGUGUUGGCCAAGAGAUGCAAGGAUGAGGCUAAUGAAACAUGACGUCAAUCUUGGAAGGAGUGUCUUCUGGGAUAUGAAGAAUAGGCUACCUCGAAGUAUAACCACUUUGGAGUGGGAGAACAGUUUUGUUUCUGUCUAUAGCAAGGACAAUCCCAAUUUGCUGUUUAGCAUGUGUGGAUUUGAAGUCCGUAUACUACCUAAAAUAAGAAUGACUCAGGAGGCUUUCAGCAACACAAGAGAUGGUGUGUGGAACUUGCAAAAUGAACAAACCAAAGAAAGGACGGCAGUGGCAUUUUUGAGAGUUGAUGAUGAACAUAUGAAGGUCUUUGAGAAUCGUGUGAGGCAGAUUCUUAUGUCAUCAGGGUCGACAACAUUUACAAAGAUCGUCAACAAAUGGAAUACUGCUCUCAUAGGUCUCAUGACAUAUUUCCGAGAAGCUACUGUACAUACACAGGAACUGUUAGAUUUGCUUGUAAAGUGUGAAAAUAAAAUUCAGACGCGAAUCAAGAUUGGACUGAAUUCAAAAAUGCCGAGCAGAUUUCCUCCUGUUAUCUUCUACACCCCAAAGGAAAUUGGAGGGUUGGGAAUGCUGUCGAUGGGUCACAUUUUGAUCCCGCAGAGCGAUCUUCGAUACAGCAAGCAAACAGAUGUGGGUGUCACCCACUUCAGAAGUGGGAUGAGUCAUGAAGAGGAUCAAUUGAUUCCAAAUUUAUAUCGUUAUAUACAGCCGUGGGAAAGUGAAUUUAUAGAUUCUCAACGAGUGUGGGCAGAGUAUGCAUUGAAGAGGCAAGAAGCACAGGCCCAGAAUAGGCGUUUAACGCUGGAAGAUUUGGAGGAUUCAUGGGAUAGAGGAAUACCUCGUAUCAAUACUUUGUUCCAAAAAGAUCGGCAUACUUUGGCAUAUGACAAAGGAUGGAGGGUGCGUACAGACUUUAAGCAGUACCAGGUGCUAAAACAGAACCCCUUCUGGUGGACACACCAGAGGCAUGAUGGAAAACUGUGGAAUUUGAACAAUUACCGAACUGAUGUUAUCCAAGCUCUUGGAGGUGUUGAGGGUAUACUGGAGCACACAUUAUUCAAAGGAACAUAUUUUCCCACUUGGGAGGGUCUCUUCUGGGAAAAGGCGUCUGGUUUUGAAGAGUCAAUGAAGUACAAGAAAUUGACAAAUGCACAGAGAUCUGGUCUGAACCAGAUCCCCAAUAGAAGGUUCACCCUCUGGUGGUCACCUACCAUUAACAGAGCUAAUGUUUAUGUGGGUUUCCAAGUCCAGUUGGAUCUUACAGGAAUAUUUAUGCACGGGAAGAUUCCUACCUUGAAGAUCUCUCUGAUUCAGAUAUUCCGUGCUCACUUGUGGCAAAAGAUUCACGAGAGUGUUGUCAUGGAUCUUUGUCAAGUUUUGGAUCAGGAGCUUGAUGCAUUGGAAAUUGAAACAGUGCAGAAGGAAACGAUUCAUCCUAGGAAGAGUUACAAGAUGAACAGUUCAUGUGCAGAUAUUCUUCUCUUUGCUGCCCAUAGGUGGCCAAUGUCGAAGCCCAGUCUUGUUGCUGAAUCUAAGGAUGUUUUUGACCAGAAAGCGAGCAAUAAGUACUGGAUAGAUGUACAACUUAGAUGGGGAGAUUAUGAUUCUCAUGAUAUAGAGCGUUACACUCGUGCCAAGUUCAUGGACUACACUACAGACAACAUGUCUAUAUACCCAUCUCCAACUGGGGUAAUGAUUGGGAUUGAUCUUGCUUAUAACUUGCAUUCUGCCUUUGGUAAUUGGUUCCCUGGAUCCAAGCCACUGCUUGCUCAGGCAAUGAAUAAGAUCAUGAAGUCGAAUCCUGCCCUAUAUGUUCUGAGGGAGCGUAUAAGGAAAGGUCUACAGCUAUACUCUUCAGAACCAACUGAACCGUACUUAUCAUCCCAGAACUAUGGAGAAAUAUUCAGUAACCAGAUCAUAUGGUUUGUCGAUGACACUAAUGUGUACCGCGUCACAAUCCAUAAGACAUUUGAAGGAAAUCUCACCACGAAGCCAAUCAAUGGUGCCAUUUUCAUAUUUAACCCAAGGACUGGCCAGCUGUUCUUGAAGGUUAUCCACACAAGUGUCUGGGCUGGGCAGAAGCGUCUCGGUCAGCUGGCUAAGUGGAAAACAGCAGAAGAAGUUGCUGCUCUUGUGCGAUCCCUGCCCGUUGAGGAACAGCCGAAGCAGAUUAUUGUCACUAGGAAAGGAAUGCUUGAUCCAUUGGAGGUCCACUUGCUUGAUUUCCCCAACAUAGUCAUCAAGGGAAGUGAGUUGCAACUGCCUUUCCAGGCUUGCUUGAAGAUUGAGAAAUUUGGAGAUCUGAUUCUGAAAGCAACAGAGCCCCAGAUGGUUCUGUUUAACAUCUAUGAUGACUGGUUGAAGAGCAUCUCAUCGUUCACAGCCUUCUCCCGUCUUAUUUUGAUCCUCCGCGCGCUUCAUGUGAACAAUGAGAAAGCUAAAAUGUUACUCAAACCUGACAAUACUAUUGUGACUGAACCUCAUCAUAUAUGGCCGUCUCUGAAGGAAGAUCAAUGGAUGAAGGUCGAAGUUGCUUUGAGAGAUCUAAUACUGUCGGACUAUGCCAAGAAGAACAAUGUGAAUACUUCAGCAUUGACACAAUCUGAGAUCCGUGAUAUUAUUCUUGGAGCUGAGAUUACUCCACCUUCGCAACAAAGGCAGCAGAUUGCAGAAAUUGAGAAACAGGCGAAGGAAGCAAGUCAGCUCACAGCAGUCACAACGAGGACGACGAAUGUUCAUGGUGAUGAACUGAUCGUAACCACCACAAGUCCCUAUGAACAAUCUGCAUAUGGAUCCAAGACUGACUGGCGUGUCAGGGCCAUCUCAGCUACAAAUCUUUAUCUCCGUGUCAAUCAUAUAUAUGUCAAUUCGGAGGAUAUAAAGGAAACGGGAUACACAUAUAUCAUGCCCAAGAACAUUUUGAAGAAGUUCAUAUGCAUAGCAGAUCUUCGGACGCAGAUCGCUGGCUACCUGUACGGGAUGAGCCCACCUGAUAACCCUCAGGUUAAGGAGAUCCGCUGUAUUGCUAUGCCGCCUCAGUGGGGAACUCAUCAGCAGGUGAAUCUUCCCAGCGCUCUUCCUGAGCACGAUUUCCUUAAUGACUUGGAGCCUUUGGGAUGGAUGCAUACGCAGCCCAAUGAGCUUCCUCAGCUGUCUCCACAGGAUUUGACUUCACAUGCUCGGAUUCUUGAGAACAGCAAGCAGUGGGAUGGGGAGAAGUGUAUCAUAUUGACCUGUAGUUUUACUCCUGGUUCUUGCUCUCUCACUGCGUACAAACUCACCCCUUCGGGUUACGAAUGGGGAAGGGUCAAUAAGGAUACUGGAAGCAACCCCCACGGCUAUCUUCCAACCCAUUAUGAGAAGGUCCAGAUGCUUCUCAGCGACCGGUUCCUCGGGUUCUACAUGGUACCGGACAAUGGUCCAUGGAACUACAACUUCAUGGGAGUGAAGCACACGUCGAGCAUGAAGUAUGGGAUGAAGCUGGGGACCCCGAGGGAGUACUACCACGAGGACCACAGGCCCACCCACUUCCUGGAGUUCAGCAACCUGGAAGAGGGAGAGACCGCUGAAGGCGAUCGUGAGGAUACAUUCUCUUAAACCGGGCACCCAUCAUCAACUCUACCGGUUAGGCCUGGCGGUGAUUUUGUUGUUUCAGUAGCAAGUGUGGAAGCAUAUAAGCUCUUUUUAACAGCUCAAUCUGAACUUGUGCCUCACCUGUAACAAAUUUUACAACUUGUAUGUGUACAUAAAGUGUGAUUCAGGGAAUUUUGCUGCUUAUGAAUUCAAAUUCAAAGCGGUUAUCGAUCAUUUGAAAGCAUAUUUUUGUCA
This is a messenger RNA of Punica granatum (pomegranate), 7540 nucleotides long. The record is from RefSeq and is a predicted model, not a curated record. NCBI's taxonomy places the organism in Eukaryota, Viridiplantae, Streptophyta, Magnoliopsida, Myrtales, Lythraceae.